Messenger RNA from Calypte anna (Anna's hummingbird), 1496 nucleotides. It is a transcript of the gene RNF186, whose product is annotated as ring finger protein 186. The coding region runs from base 25 to 939 and encodes 304 amino acids. Lineage: Eukaryota; Metazoa; Chordata; Aves; Apodiformes; Trochilidae. Gene Ontology annotation, biological process: protein ubiquitination. The record is from RefSeq and is a predicted model, not a curated record. Gene Ontology annotation, molecular function: ubiquitin protein ligase activity. The transcript has a single exon.
CAAACUGCAGGGAAGCUUAUCUCCAUGGAGAAAUCCACUGAGAACCUCAACAAUGGCAAUCGACCAGCAGCUCCUGGAGUAACCCAAGCUGAGGAGCAAAGCCCUGCAGCUGCUGGGGAGGGGGCUGCAGAAAUGAGCAGAGCAGGAUCCCGACCAGAAAACGCUGUGGAUGUGAAGAGGCUGGGCUUGACUGAAGACUCUAUUAAAGACAUGGAGAGCCCUUCAGGCACAGAACAACACAGUCCUGAUGCCUUUAACCCAGCUAUUCCAGACUGCCCAAACCCACAGCCUCUCAUUACUCUAACAAACUCAAACUCCCCCAAAGUAUGCAGCUGUGAACUGAACCAGCAGUGUUUAACCACAGUCUCUGCUGAUCUGGACUGCCCUGUCUGCUUCAACAAGUACAACAUCUACCGAGUGCCCAAGGUGCUGGACUGCCAGCACACCUUCUGUGCUGUCUGCCUCAAGCUUAUCCUCAGGAGAGAGGAGAGCACCUGGAUCAUCACCUGUCCCCUCUGCAGAAAAGCCACCUCUGUGCCAGGAGGACUCAUCCGCACACUUCCAAAUAAAGAAGGCAUCAUGGAGCACUUGGAAAACCCUGACUCAAAUCCCGAGGUACACAUUUCUGUUCUAGGGCUUGACAACACAACCUGGACUCAGACCAGCCAAGAUACUUUAUACAGAGACGAAAACAUUCCAGCAGACAACAGGCUGGCUGUCCAGAGACUUGUGCUGCUCCUGCUGCUGCUGGUGAUCCUCACCAUCCUCAUCCUCCCCUUCAUCUUCUCGGGGCUGAUAAAAUGGGUAAUCUGCCUGGUGCUUACUCUGGGGCUGUUGAUGUCUAUGGUGCUUUGCUGCACUCCUAAAUUCUACUGGAGGUGCACUAGGGACUCGCUCACCUCCUGCAACAAGGAGACCCCUAUUGCUGUUAUUGCCUGAGAGGAUGAACAUGAGCUGCCCAGAGGGGAUGGUCUGGUGGCUGCAGGUUUGGUGCUAGGCAGUUUUUGGGACACUGAAAGCAAGAAUUCAUGUAAUAAAUUCAAGAGGUGGCAAAGUUGGCACAAUGGCAAUGCACAGUGUUGUUCGCUUUCAUUACUGGAGACAGUCAAGUAUUUAUAGGUUGAUAUUUAUGAAAUAAAAAUUGUUUUUCACAUGAUUUUUUAAUCCCAGACUUUCUUCCUUUGCUUUUGUCACUGUUUGUGUCAUCUCCUGAUUGGCACUGCAGACCACUACCUGAAAGACCUGACAGAUGGUGUCUUGUACAAACCCCUAGCUGUGGUUUUGUUUCCCUAUUCUUUUAAUACAUAAACACCUUUUCUUGUGACAAUGUGGAGAAAUAAGACUGCUCAGUCAGGGACUGGGUGCCCAGCCUUAAGGGAAGAGAGUAGUUUUAACCUAGAUUAUCAUUUUAAUCCCUAUCACUGCCCAAACAGUUGCCCGACUGCAAGGCUGGGAAAGGGACUGGAAAAAGGGGAUGUCAGACCAUGCAAUUUUAA